Messenger RNA from Durio zibethinus, 2003 nucleotides. NCBI's taxonomy places the organism in Eukaryota, Viridiplantae, Streptophyta, Magnoliopsida, Malvales, Malvaceae. The record is from RefSeq and is a predicted model, not a curated record.
AGAACAGCACAUAUCCCAAUAAACACAAAAAAAAAAUAAAAAAUAAUUGCUCAAACCAAAAUUUUCACCAACCUCAUUCCUGAAUUAAACUCUGCAACUUUCUUCAGCGCAAAUCUAGGGGUUUUUCUAUCAGACCAGUUUUCCCUUUUUUUCUUCUAAUUUUUGGCCGCUUCCAAUCCUUCUGUUUUUUUCUUCGAGCUUUUAUUCUGCAAGAAGCUUGGAUUUAUUUUUCUAUAAUUACUUCGGGAUUGAGUCAAAGAUAAACAAAAUGCCGAGGUCUUUCGUGAAUUGUGUGCGCUUGGUGGUUUUCUUUCUUGUCAUACUGUAAUUUUUAUUUGUUUUUGGUGAAUUUCAAUUGAAAUUGGAAGAGGAUACAUUUCAUUCAACUUAGCGUUUGCAGAUUGAAAAAUUUUGGUUGGAGGUGUGAGAAUGUACAUUGCGAUAACCAUAAAGAGAUAUCGAGCAUUUAAGGAGGUUGGGAAGAUUACAAUGAGCGUUGGUGUUAUUGCAUACUAUCAACUAGUUCAAGUUUGUCAGGCUGAGUAUUUCCGUCAGUUGCUUAAACCUGUUACGUAGUCUUGUAAUACAAAACUCUUGGAAACCAGGAUCUGGGAGAGUCUGCCAUUUGGUUGUGUUAUGCUUCAGGAUGUGACAGAAUGAAACAUCUGAUUGUUUUGAGGUAAAUUUGGGACAGGCGGCUCUGUCAUGUUGUGAUGGUGAUCCAGUAGUUUAGUCUAUAGUCUUACCAUAAUUAUAUUCAUAAGCCUUCUUCCAACUUAAAAGUUGAAUAAUUGCAAGUUCAAAGCCAAGAAGCAAUCUUUUGUUGUGAACUUCUUGAUUAAGUAGAAAAUUCAAUGCAGAGUGAUCAACAGUUUUACCCCCAAAAAGCAGUGCCCCCACUUGCAGAUCAAGUUUGUGAUAAUUACAUGCAUAUCCCAGUUGCAUCUGCUUUUGGUACUGCUUUUCCUCCAUGUGCUAAGCCAUUGCCACCCCUCCAUGGCAUUGAGUUUCAACCCUCAGAGGUUUGUCCCAAGAAUUUCAUUAUUUUCAAUCAGACUGAUCGUAGAAAUCAGAUCAUGUUCAAUCCUGCUGUUGCAAAUAAGUUUAAUGGUCAUGGAUUAAAUGUUUCUGCAACAUACAUGGAUGGAAAGUAUGAGAGAAAAUAUGUUAAUGGGGAAAAAGAAACCUCAUCUUCUCUGAAAGAGGAUUCAGAUGAUAUUGAUGCACUGCUCAGCUCAGAAGAGGAGGAACAAGAUUAUGAUGAGGAAGAAGUUAGCACAGCACGGACUUAUGGAAAUUAUGAAAGCGACUCUGAUUCUCAAUCUGCUUAUGGUUCAAAACCAAGAAAGAACGGCUCAUGCUCAUCUACUCUGAAGUCCUCUGGUAGUGGUGGCUGUUGUGACCCUGAAAUUAAGCGACUUAAAAUGAAGAAAAUGAUGAAGGUUUUAAGGGGAAUUGUUCCUGGUGCUGAUCAGUUGGAUAAUGUAGCUGUUCUUGAUGAAGCUGUUAGGUAUCUGAAGUCUCUCAAGGUUGAAGUAAAGAAGCAUGGAGUUGGAAAUUUUAAGUACAGGGAUUGAACUCAUAUUGUGAUAACCAUUUUCUCAUCUUCCAGAAGUUAAGUUUAUUCUGUGUUGCGUACUCAUCCUUCACCGCUCUCUCUCUGACGGUUUUCUGUCUACGGAUAAAUAAGACCGGUAUUUAGAAUUAAUAAUGUGUUGUAAUUUCCAGUUAUGCAUGUAUUACUGAUGUGCCAGUGCACGAAUUGCUGCUGAAACUUUUGAAGCUUAUUGUUCGCUUGGAAGGAGAGAGAAGUUGGGAUGGAGUUUGGCUGUGUAAUAUUACUACUAAGUAUUUAGUUGCCAUUAUCUUUUGGCACAACUUGCUGCUUUGAAUGUGAAUGUAAUGUACUUGAAAAAGAUUCACUAGUAGUUUCUCCUCUGCCUGAUUUCUGUAUUUCACAUACUCUAUGUUUAUUCCAUGUUGAAUAAAUAUUACUUGUUAAA